GACCUUCCUCGCGACCUGCGUUCCCGUAACCCGGAAGUGCGCUGCCCCUCUCCAAGAUGGCGCCGGUGACACGUCAAGGGGGGCGGAGGUGAGACCAAGGCGGCCGGUUCCGGGGGAGAGAGGCGGCAGCGGAGAUGGCGGGGGUUGAGGCGGCGGCGCUGGACGCCCUGAAGCGGGGCGGCCCCGGAGCGGCCGAGGGGCUCUUCGAGGCUCACACGGCGGCGGAGCUGAGGGCCGUGGAGCGGCGACUGCGCGCGGGCAUCGAGGGGAAGCGCGAGGAGGUCCGGCAGAUGGUCGGGGAGCGCUACCGGGACCUCAUCUUGGCGGCCGACACCAUCGCCGAGAUGCGGCUCAGCGCCGAGCGCCUUCUCGAAGCUGUGCGGGGGCUGCAACAGCGCCGCGCGCGGGGGAAAGCCGGGACUGCCGCCGCCAGCGCUCACGACCGCCGCCGUGGCGCAGGGACGCAGCAGACAGUACAACACUCGCAAGAAAAGUUUUACUGCUUGGCAGCACAGAUCCAACUGCUGCUGCAGAUCCCUGAGAAAAUCUGGAGUGCUAUGGAAUCCUCUCAGUACUUACAAGCUACACAGUUGUACCUGCUAUGCUGCCACCUUCAUGGCCUCCUGCAGUUAGAUUCUUCUGGCACCCGCUACAGUCCCAUCCUGGCACGUUUCCCUAUUCUUGUGCGACAAGUAGCAGCAGCUAGCCAUUUCCGGUCAACUAUUCUACAGGAGAGCAAGUCACUGUUGAAAUGUCAGACUGUUUUGGACCAAGCAGUAGCAGAGGCCUUGUGCUCAAUCAUGCUUCUUGAGGAUAGUUCUCCACGCCAGGUUCUUGCAGACUUCUUGCUGGCCAGGAAGUCUGCAAUUCAGCAGCUUCUGAACCAGCCCCAUCAUGAUGCUGGCAUUAAAGCGCAAGUCUGCUUUUUGGUGGAGCUCCUAGCCACCACCCUGUACCAAGCUCAUGCUGUCUUCUACACGCUGUCAGAGGGAACACCUUCGGACCCAUCCCUCCCCUGUGGAUUGCUGUUCUCAACACUGGAGACCAUCACAAGCCAGCACCCAACAAGUAAAGGCAUCACAGUUUUGAAAGAAGAAACCAAGUUGAGCAGCUGCUUCAAAUACUUGCCACCUUCCAUCACAGAAUUCCAGCCAACCCUGAGAACGUUGGCACAUCCCAUUAGCCAGGAUUACCUUAGAGAUACACUUCAGAAAUGGAUUAACAUGUGCAAUGAGGACAUCAGAUCUGGGAUCACAAACCUGCUGGUGUACGUGAAGAGCCUUAAAGGUCUGGCUGGGAUCCGUGAUGCUGUAUGGGACCUGCUCACCAGUGAGUCCAUGAACCAGAACUGGGAGACGGUGUGUCACCGGCUCCUGGACAAGCCCAUCUCUUUGUGGGAAGAUCUCUUGCAGCAGCUCUUCUUGAAUAGAUUACAGACUUUGACCAAGGAAGGAUUUGAUGACAUCUCCAGCAGUUCCAGGGAGCUCCUUGUUCUGACUGUACAGGAGCUUGAAGCUAAAUUUGGCACUUCUACCCACAACAAGCAUAUCCUUUUUGAACAUAGCAUGGCCUCUUUCUUAUGGUCAGAGAGUCCUAAUGACUUACCACCUGAUGCUGCUUGGAUCAGUGUGGCAAAUCGUAGUCCAUUCACCAAAAGUGGGUUGUCCAUGAAGGCUCAGGCCCACAGUCCUAGCGUCCAGAACUUCUGCAGUGCACUGGAUUCCAAGCUGAAGGCCAAGCUAGAUGACCUCCUGUCCUACCUGCCCUCAGACUCCUCUCUGUCUAAGGAGACUCUAAAUGGGCAGUCCAGGAACUCUGCCUUUGACAGAUUUGCUGAUGCAGGCACCGUAGAAGAGUUGUUGCGCAGCCACUGCAUCCACUGUGUGGAUUAUGUACUGGGCUGUGUUAGGGAAGAGCUGCAUCAUGCUCAGGACGUGCUCCAAGGAUGUACGGAUGCUUUGCACAACCCCAAACUCAACACUGUUCUCUUCAUGGCACGGCUCUGUCGAUCACUGGGCGAGUUGUGCCCACACCUGAAGCAGUGCAUUCUGGGUAAAUCGGGUAGCCCAGAGAAUAUGGCCAGAGAGCCCUGGCCUCUGAAGAAGAUGAGCAAAGGGAAAACUCAAGAAGUGAAUCCUGUAAAGGCUAAGUGGCAAGAAUUGAAAGAAAAGCUGCUGCGGGAUAGUCUGUCUGCCUAUCAGAUUUGGAGCACAGCUGUUGCUAAAGUCCUGGUUCAGCACUUCACGCAGUCAUUACUAAAAGAUGAACCUGGGUCUAUUCUGGCAACAGCUACAAACUGGGAAGAGGUUGAAAUUGAGGAGGAGACAGAGACUGGAAGCAGUGUAAAGUCCAGGAUACGCCUACCUGUCCAGCCAUCCUGGUGUGUCCAGUCCUUCCUCUUCAGCUUAUGCCAAGAAAUCAACCAGGUUGGCGGUCACACCCUUUCAAAGGUCACCUUGCAAGAACUAUUGAAGACUUGUAUGACUGAAGUACUAGCUGGCUAUGAAAAACUGUCAGAAGGGAAGCAGGAAAAGAAACAAAGGAUGUUGCCAAUCACCCAGAACAGAGCUUUGCAGCUCCUGUAUGAUCUUCAGUACCUGAAUAUAGUCCUGACAAUUAAGAGUGAAGAUAUUAAAAGCAGCAGAAACAAGCAUGACCCCAGGAUUGAGAGACAGACUGACUUUUUGGAGAGCUUCAUAGAUCCCUUUGACUUGGAUGUCUUUACUCCACACUUGAAUAGCAACCUUAACCGCCUGGUGCAGCGAACCUCUGUUUUGUUUGGCUUACUAACUGGAGCAGAGAACCAGUACACCAGCCGAAGCAGUGCUCUGACCUCCCAGGAGUUACAUAACAUCUUACCUCUAGCAUCUAGUCAGAUUAGGUUUGGACUGUUGCCACUCAGCAUGACAAGCUCUCGCAAGACUAAAUCAGCUCUCAGAAACACUGAACAUAAAGCUCAGUAUGCUGCUGACCAAUAGCCCUUGAAGAAGCCUUAUUUGGGAUUCCAGCUGCUGCUUUUACAAGAUCAGAAGAGACAUUCCGCCCUGGCUCCCUGUUUAGGCAGCUGGCAUCGGAGGAAGAAGAUGUAUCAGCACCUUCCUUGUUUAAACUUGGCUGGCUCUCCAGUAUGACUAAGUGAUUCAAUAAAGUGAACUAUUGUA
Messenger RNA from Hemicordylus capensis (graceful crag lizard), 3161 nucleotides. It is a transcript of the gene COG1, whose product is annotated as component of oligomeric golgi complex 1. The record is from RefSeq and is a predicted model, not a curated record. Bases 135 to 2978 code for a protein of 947 amino acids. Gene Ontology annotation, cellular component: COG complex; Golgi apparatus. Lineage: Eukaryota; Metazoa; Chordata; Lepidosauria; Squamata; Cordylidae. The transcript has 15 exons. Gene Ontology annotation, biological process: intra-Golgi vesicle-mediated transport.